AUGACAGACGAUGCCGAGGCCGAGGGUUUCGCAUCCCUGGUCGAGAAGUAUGCCCCCGUCUUCGUGGUCUUAGAUUCUUCUGAGAAGGACGUUGUUGAAAAGCUUGUCGUUGUCGGCACCCGUUACAUGCGCCAGAACGCUCAAGGCUUCUGCCGCUCAGCGGGUUCCAGGCCUCUUCUGAUGAUCUACGGCAGCGACCUUACGCCUAUGUUGCACAAGCUCCGGACUUGCGUGUCUGUGGACGGCAAGAAAGAACAUCGCGAGACAAACAAGCCAGUGGAAUGGCUCUUGCACCGCGCAUACUUCGUGUUCCGGGAUGACCACCAGCGCUUGCAAGCGAGGACCAUGUUCGAGGCCCCGGUGCAGAUGGCCAGUAAGAAGAUUUGGUAUUUGUACGGUGCUGCAGAGCGGUUCUGCCCUGUGCCGCGUUGGUGGCACCCGGACGGGGUGAACUUGAGUUGGUAUGUAUUCGACCGUGGUGAGAAGGGUUCGCUCUCGAGGUGCAUGCGGCGGCGGCAUCUCCAAAAUCUCGCGGGCAUUCCCGAUCCCGCUGCUCGUCAUCGAGCCUCGUUGCUGGAUUGGGUAAUGGAUUCGGCGUGUGCCGACCAUGACGUGCAGAAUGCUCUGUGUGUCAGCUGCUCAUUUGGCAUCGACGGCAUGGACGCGAUGUACAAGAACAUAUUCAAGGCCAUCCGGUCCGCUAGGGACACACUCGACACGCUCAUGGAAACCUUGCCGGAGUGGCUGCGGGACCUUCAGGUGUCCGCGGACCCCUACGACAUGGACGCCGUCCGCGAGCUGUGGUUGGCCAUGGGCGCCAAACCGCACAUUGCCGAGGCCAUGUCACAGAUCGAUCUUCGCUGGGAAAACGGUUCCCUCCGCUGCCAUUCCCGAGUGUGCGAGAUGCCGGACCCGCUGGGCCGCGUGGGUUCUCUUGUGCUGGCAGCUUACCGUUUGACGACGUUUACGACUUCGCGCUUCCUCAGCCUGGGGAGGUCGUGCAAGGGUUUGUGCAUGGCCUUGAUGUGCGGUCUGGACCAACACAUGGCUUUCACGCGCGCCCAGCCAGGCGCGGGUGAGUGGUACUCUCAUUGCUAUGACCUGCUGGACCCUGUUGCGCGGCGUUUCGUCUGCAAGACGGCCCUCGCGUCGCAUGCGACCGACCGCAUGCACGCGCUGUUGCUGAAGGACGACCGCGUCGCGAAGAACCCGGCGAAGUUCGUCGACGCUGUCCACUCGGGUAUCCAGUACUUGCACGCGUUGAAAGUGUUUGCCGUUCUGCGGAAGCCUAUUUUCGAGGUCUGCUGCGGCGACGUCGCCGAGAAGUGCGCCGCCCUCCAGCCCUCGGAGGUUGCCGUCCCGCCGGAUCCCAUCCUCGCGAAGGUUCAGGCUUUGCUGCGCCUCGGCUACCCCAUGGCGUGCGUCGAGCAGGCCUUCGACCUGAUGCGGGGGGCCCCGUGGAGCAUUUUGCGGUGGGAGCAGAUGCACGGCGCUGGAGCAAAACAGCACCAUGUCCAUAAAGGGUUCACGGCGUCCGCGCACUCGGCCAAGACAGCCGUCAAUCUGAUGCUGCCCAUGGUCCGUGCGGCCACGCCCGCUCCGCGUCGCAGCAUGGGCGAUAUCCGGCUGGAGUCGUUGAAGCGGAAGCAGCCGCAGAACGCUGGCGGAGCUGGGGCAGCGAAGAGCGCAGUGGAGACCUACCACGUCGAGUUCCGGAAUGCCCCGCUUGACAUCCGCGACAGGUACCACGUGAAAGGAACGGCUGAUAAGCGGCGCAAGGUCGCAGAGAAUCGAGUGGCCAUCGUAGCCAUGGAGAACAAGAUAAACGAGGCGAAGCUGAAGCAGCAGCAGGAGGCUGCGGAGGCGCCCCCGCUACGAGUAGCUUGCACGGGCUGGAGUAGCGAUGGCGCGCGAGCCCUCGACGCGAUGUACCAGGGCAGCGACUUCCCCAAGAGCGUCGUUCAGCGGGAGAUCGCCAGGGACCUGAAGUGCCCGUGCCCUCCUUCGGAGCCAACGCGGCAGGCGAUGGCCGACUGCGACGACGGUUCCUGGGAAGAGCUCCCUCCGGAUUGCCCUGCUUGGGUCGCAGAUGUAUGCCGGAAUCGGGAGGCUUUCAGCACGGUUGCUUUCGUCUUCGGCGACUCCAUCGACUCGCCGACCUUCGUGCUUGGGCACGCCUCCCAGAAGCCGAUGUGGGCUGCUUUCUACCGGUUGCAGCGGGCCGCGGCGGCGGGCGCGGCCGCGGGCUCCGCCGACGCCAUGCCCGAGACGCCUCGGCAGCAGCAUCGCAACAACUGGCGAGUGCAUUUCAAGGAGUAUCUCUUCGAGGACUCCGCCGCCUUUGCCGAGCCGCCGGCAUUUGUCAUUCCAUUCGUGCGCUUCGAGGGCAAGGGCUUCGCCUGGGCCGACGUCGACCUGGUGGAGCACGGCGCCUUCUGCGAGCAGCUCCCGGAGCCCAGGAAGGAGAAGGGCAAGAAGAGGUCUAAGCGAGAGAAGGAGGACCUCGCGCUGGCCAGCAAGCACCCGUGGGUCCGUCGAUUCGCAGGCAAGCCAGACGGAGCAAAGACAGGAGGUUCGAAGAAGGAACCCCACGCGGUGGACGUUGACCUGGACGAGGAGGAGCUCAAGGCGGUGUACGCGGCCGUUGCCGAGGCGAAGCUCGAGCACAAGGGCAAGGCGGUCGAUUCGUACCGAGGUCGCCCUGCUGCAGGUGUUCCACAGGAGUGGAUGUGCAAGUUUUUCCCUGCUGGUUCACGGUCCAGCACCUUCGCCACCUCAACGUACGGCGCCGCACUUGCUGUAGGUCUGGCCCGGACUUGGGCGCAGCUCAUGCAGGACUGGUACGACAGGUGGGUGGCGGCGGGCAGGUCGGACGACGUCGACUUCGGGCCGCCCGAUGUCGACAGGUGCGCUCCCCCGAAAGUGCGCGCCGACAUCCUUGCCCUGCCAGCGGACCACUCCGCGAGGUUGCGGUAUGCCAUGGCCGCGUCCAAGAGGCAGGCGCCAGCGGGCGGUCGCAGGAAGAUGACUUUGGCGCAGGAGGAGGCCUCCAAGAGGCCAGAGGACAUCGCGCGCGUUGUGAACCGCAACAUCCCGCGCAUGUUCGGCAACGCGAUACCGCCCGCCGCAGUGGACGUCGUGCAGGUCAAUGGGGUGACCAUGCGCCGGAAUAUGAUCCAAGAAAGGACUGCGCUGCUUGCUGCGGGCAAGGUCCGGGCGGAUCCAGAGUAUUUCGGCCAGACGCUCGCGGUGCCCGCGAACCCUAGCCAGGAGCUCCACGACGGCCUGGCGGAGGUCAUCGCUGUUGCGCGAGCGCGGCAGCGUCGGGAUCGCAAGAAGGAGCCCCUCAUCCAUUGGUUGCGCCAGCGGCGCACGAAGCUGAACCAGAAGUCCGUGGUGAAAAUCGUGGACCUUCUCGUGGAGCUGCAGGCCGCUGGCUGCCCCAAGUUCGGGGGCCUCGUGGUGCAGGUCUUCUCCGCGUUCGAACGUUUGAAGAUGUUGGAGGACUGCAAGAAGGAGCUCGGCGUCGCCGUGCCAGGGUUGGAGGAGGGCUUGAAAUCGCUCUUCGCCGAGGAGUCGAGGAAGGACACAGAGUGCGACGUCUCCAUCUUCUGGAAUAAGUACAGGACGACGGCGCGCAUGUUCCUGGAUCCAGCCAUGGUGGAUUCGGUUUUGUCGGAGGUGGGUAGCUGGGAGAACGUGACUUCCCAACUCAGCGCCCUUUCGACUGGGUCCAAGCUCGGUGCCGAGUUGUUCCUCGACUUCUGCCCCGAGGUCGUGGCGGCGCACGUAUGCGGCUACAUGAAGGACCAGGCCGCCGUCUUUGCCGCCUCGGACAAGCCGGUGAACCCCGAUACGCUGGGGGAGCUCUCGGAUGGCAUGCUGGCGGAGGCAAGCCGGCUCAAGAUAGACAAUAUGGUCACCGUGGGGAAGGACUACGACAUCCCGUUCAUGGAUUCUGUUGCCACGUUGAAGUGCCACGCCAGCGUUGACCUCGCUCGCCGCCACGUCCAGGCCAUGGUGAAGACGCUGGCAGUCAAGCACGGCAAGUUGGACUUGAUGUCCAUUGAGCAGGAGAUCCGCGGUCAGCAGGCCGUCGUCCAGACCACGCGGGAGUUCGCCGAAUCCGUUCUGAAGCCGUUCAGAGACGUGCGGAAGGAGAUGGACAGGGUGUCGAAAACAGCGGUCUUCAAUGAGCCGGGCGACGUCCCGGACUUCAUGGAGUCUAAGAGGGGGCUCUGGGAGAACACCGAUGCGACGUUCGAUCUCGAGGUGGCCUACAUGAGGAAACUGGCUGGCACGGAGGGCGGCGCCUUCCUCGUGACGCAGGCCAUCGAUGAGCUUCCCGACGGCACGAAAGAGCUGAAGUUCGUGGACUGUCUGCUGAAGCUGCGGGCUCUGACUGGGACGAGGGCCUGGCAGUUCGCGAGCCCCACGUCGCAGGGCGUCGUCAACAGCCCGGUCGCCAUGAUCGCGAAGAUGGAGCGCGGCGAGGGCCCCUGCGCUGCGGAGUUCCCGGCAAACGCCCCGAUGGGGCAGGCGGGCCAGCGCGUGGCUAACUUCUGCGCUGCCAAGAAGUCAGAAGAGGUCGAUGGCGUCGCAACGGAGACCCAGGUCUACGGCGUGGAGGCGCUCACGCUCCGCAUCAACGAGGCCAAGAAGGCAGUGGGCGAGAAGACCUUGAAGGACCUCGGCCCUGUGACUGCAUGCCAGGUUUACCGGUGGCUGCUGAGCUCGGAGAUGGCCCAGGAGCUCGACGUGAUUUCUCGGAAGGCUUACGAGCUUGUGACUCAGGGCGCCACGGCCGCGAGCCAGGGCGAGAAGAAAGCUGGCGUGGCGGUGGAACACAUGGUGGCAGCGCAUACUUCUGCGAAGGCGGCGAAGGCCUUGAAGAAGGCCGCUGCGAAGCCUGCGCCCGCCAAGCCAGCCAAGAAGAAGGCCAAGAAGUCAUGAGAUUAUGGGGCGCCUUUUUCUGCGGCACUUUUGAUUCGGGGUCGGUCGUCUUGUCGAGUGCAGAGACCUUGUGGUUCGCACUGUCUGGGGUUCAAGUCGCCGCGCUGCCGUCGGGUUUGACGGCGAACGAAGUUUUCCCGAUGAGCGCU
Messenger RNA from Prorocentrum cordatum, 5102 nucleotides. Lineage: Eukaryota; Dinophyceae; Prorocentrales; Prorocentraceae. The record is from the annotation of a GenBank genome assembly.